This is a messenger RNA of Trichoplax adhaerens, 1326 nucleotides long. RefSeq lists its product as uncharacterized. Lineage: Eukaryota; Metazoa; Placozoa; Uniplacotomia; Trichoplacea; Trichoplacidae. Gene Ontology annotation, cellular component: nucleus. Gene Ontology annotation, molecular function: RNA polymerase II cis-regulatory region sequence-specific DNA binding; DNA-binding transcription factor activity, RNA polymerase II-specific. Gene Ontology annotation, biological process: regulation of transcription by RNA polymerase II. The record is from RefSeq and is a predicted model, not a curated record. The coding region runs from base 1 to 1326 and encodes 441 amino acids. The transcript is spliced from 2 exons.
AUGCAUAUAUUCGAUUUGAAUAUAGUUGCCUUCAAUUUGAAGAGCUCUCCGUAUAUGCCAGACGAUGGAACUCCACCUUUACCACCUGGUAGACCAUUGCAAGGUGGUAUUAUGACUAGCGAUGCUAGCAUGGUUUCGGCAGGAAUUGUAAAUCAACAACCAUCUCAAUCAUUUGCUGAUUCUAAUUUUUUGCAAGAUUUAAGUUCAUCGUUUAGAAGUUUAUACAAAACUGUAUUUUCGUUGGAUAAUAGUAUUACCGAAAAUGGGACUAUUAGUGGAAAUGAUCAGGUAUUAACUGCAGUUAACAACCUUGGCAGCAGUCUAGAUAAUCAGAGUACAGUCAGCAUGAAUAGCUAUGAUUCUCGUAACUCGUCGUUAGCUAGUCCACAACAUCAUCAUCAACAGCAUCACCACCAUCAACAACAACAACAGCAACAGCAACGCAAUCCGAUGUCGCUACACCAACAAUCUUCGAGUAUUGAAUCACCUUUUAUCGAACCAAAUGGCAGCAUCAAUUUAAAGUCUUCCGCUCACUUAUUUUCAUCAUUUAGCGAUGUUAUACAAUCUUUCACUGAUUCAAGCUAUUGGCGGAAUGCCGAUGCUGAUGCUUUUCGUGGUUUGAUGGAUAGUAUGAAAACUGCAGAAAGUAAAAAUUGGAUCUUAAAUCAAAGCCAGUUUCUUAAUCUACAAAAUUCAAUGAAUUACUUCAAUUCUUCCCUCUUUCGAUCACAAAACGAUAGCAAUGGUAAUUGUAUAAUGGAUAACGGCAACACUGGUGCUGUUCAUACCAGUUAUAAUUUGAGCAAUAGUGCACCAACCAUUACCAGAUCGGACUUAGGAGGUCAAUCUAAUAUGAAUGGCAACUUUCAGCAGCCGAAUCGACCUCAUCAACAACAGCAAGCCCAAAUGAGGCAGUUAUCACGUAGCGCAAACGCUUCUUUUUACGGCAAUGUUAAUAAUAUGAAUCAAGUAAAUUAUAACAACAAUCGUAUGGCUCAACUACAAGAUUCGCAGAGAUCUCAUUGUUCCCUGGUUCGUAGAAGUCCAAGGAUAGCACGUAAUCUACAGUUAUCAAAUGGAUCAACUUCCAGUCGUUCAUCUUAUCCUGAAUCGUACAAUAGUAGUGGUUAUAAAUAUCCCCGGCCUUUACAACGACCAAGUAGUGCUCAAUCGAUGCAUAGUUCUAAUGGAUCUAAUGUAUCAAUACAGCAGCGCCCAUCAGCAAUGGGACAGGUGCCAAUGCCAACAGUACCAAUGAUGCAGACUAAUGUGCAGAAUGCGGCAGAGGAAGAUGAAGAUGACUUUGAUUGGGCGAGUAUUAUGUAA